Messenger RNA from Anopheles darlingi, 2232 nucleotides. Its product is annotated as serine protease persephone-like. The record is from RefSeq and is a predicted model, not a curated record. Bases 685 to 1905 code for a protein of 406 amino acids. Gene Ontology annotation, molecular function: serine-type endopeptidase activity. NCBI's taxonomy places the organism in Eukaryota, Metazoa, Arthropoda, Insecta, Diptera, Culicidae. Gene Ontology annotation, biological process: proteolysis. The transcript has 4 exons.
UUCGUGUACAACAGUCGCCCAACCCAAGCACGCCCGAGCUUAUUCCUCUGGAGCUGCUGGAGCCGCAGCCGCGCGUGACAAGAAGAUUCGGAGAUCGUAUAUGAUCGGAAGCUGAGAAUUGCUCCACUCGCACUCUCUCGUUCUACCUUCGCUUCACCAAUUGCCUCUCUUCGGUAGCUCAUCUACUGCUCCAUCGCGACCUUGCCGUAUUAGUAUUGAUUGAUUGGUGGUGGUGGUGCUGCUACUGCUGCUGUUUGAUAAACUGAACUGGCAGCUGACUGAAGCGCACAGGAGCGCCAAGCGUUUUGGGGCCGGCCCCAGGUGAGUAUUCGUUCGGCCAUAAUCCGCGUGGCGAACAGGCUGUGUGUGUGUGUGUGUGUGUGUGCGUGUGCGCGCGUGUAGGAGGGUUUGUUUAUUCCAUUGUUGACACACCACGGAUGUCAGCAGUUGGCCUUCAACCUGGUGCUGCGUGUCGGGGUCGGUCUAUCAGCAGCUUGGAACGAACCAACUCGGGGCGGGGGGGACAAAAGACUCAGCAGUCAGCAGCCGUUCGUUGCGUUCGUUCGCUCGCUGCGCAGCUGCGCAUGACCCUGAAACACUACUAAACAACACUACCUACCGGCUGUGGCUGUGACUGCGACUGCGGUGACUGCAGCUGCUGCUAGGCUGCCGCUGCUUAGGAGGAUGCUGGAUCGUGACCGUGGCAUCCAGCCGUGGGGUGGCCUACGGCCAACCGGCUACCUCGGACCGUUCGCCAUCUUGAUCGUCCUCGUCCGGGCAAUGCUCGCUACCGACCAGAUCGUGCUGCACCAGGAUCCGAUGCUGUACGAGGGUGAUGCCUGUCAGCUGAGGAACGGUACGGCCGGGACCUGCCAGCCGGCGAACGAGUGUGAAUGGGCCAGGGAGCGCCCGUGGCAGAAGACCGAGCUGGUCACCUGCUCGUUCAACCAGUCGAUGCCGAUCGUGUGCUGCGUACGGCGGCUUGAAUCCCGCAUCAGCACGAAGCGCAUCAGUGAGACGCAGUGCGACCAGUACCCGAACCCAACCGGACUGUCGGAUCACAUCUUCAACGGUGUGGCGGCCCAGUUCGGUGAGUUCCCGCAUAUGGCCGCCCUCGGGUACGGUGACAGUACCGGGAACGGUACCACGGCUCCGACGACGGCAUCAGAACCACCGCCAUCCCUGUUCCGGUGCGCCGCCAGCCUUAUCUCGAGGCACUUUCUGCUGACGGCUGCGCACUGUUUGCGCGAGCGGCCCACCUUCGCCCGGCUUGGCGUGCUCGAGCUGCAACCGGCCCGUGUCAUCGAUGAGCCACUGGACAUCGGGAUCCGGACCGCGAUACCGCAUCCCGAUUACAACCCGGUCACGUACCGGAACGAUAUCGCGCUGCUCGAGCUAGAGCAGCCGGCCCUCGAUUGGCCGUUCGUCGAUCCGGUCUGCCUCUACACGAAACCGAUCGGCAACGGAACGGCACCGUUACCGUCACCGCUACUGUCGGUGCAGGGCUGGGGUACGGUGCUACCGGGUGACACCGAUCCGGCGCCCCGGCUCAUGAAGGCCAACAUAACGGUGCUGGAGCGGGACACGUGCAUCGGAUCGCUUCCCCGCAAUCGCCGCAAUCCGGCCGGCCUGCACGAGGGGCAGCUGUGUGCGCUUGGGCGCAACGAGCGAAACGAAACGGUGGCCGAUACCUGUCCGGGCGAUUCGGGCGGUCCGCUCGAGCUGAUCGUCCCCGGUGGUCGCCACUAUCUGGUCGGUAUCACGUCGAACGGGUACGCUUGUGGUUCGCCGAUACCGGGCAUCUACACCGAGAUCGCGCACUAUCUCGAUUGGAUCGAGUCGAUCGUCUGGCCUGCCACAACCACCACCACCACCACCAACACCACCACCGGUGGCCAACCAUGACAGGGGGGAAACCGGCUCUGGGGAAUCUGCAAAUGCAAAGAUGCGAACACUGAGUGCCGCGGGCAACAGCAGUAGCGACAACAACAACAAAAGCGCAACAAACACGAAUGAAUGAAUUAACAAAUCGACUGCACACCGCCUAAAACUGUGUAUAUUUUUUUUUCGAUUUCCUUUCCUUGCUGUUUGCUCUGCUCCGCUGUUUUUGAGACACGUCGGUUCCACGGAAGCCCGAACCCGAACGCCCGCCUAAAAGAAUGUACGUAGCAGGUGACGUAGGCCGCCUCUUUCUCUCUCUCUCGCUCGCUCUCUCGCUUGCGCUCUUGUCCG